Molecule: messenger RNA, 1626 nt
Organism: Acanthosepion pharaonis
Lineage: Eukaryota; Metazoa; Mollusca; Cephalopoda; Sepiida; Sepiidae
Source: the annotation of a GenBank genome assembly
AUGUCAAAACCUCGUCUGUCAUUUUGUCUGUCUGUCUGUCGCUUUCUCGUCCUUAAUGCUGUUUCUGUAAUAAUUACAACAAAUGCUUUUAUUCUUUUUAUUUUCUCGUACUUGUCUUAUGCCUUCCUCUCUCUCUCUCUCUCUCUCUCUCUCUCUCUCUCUCUUUCUGCUUUUCCCAUGAUUUUUAUCCUUCGUGUUCUUUUACUCUGUCUAUCUCUUUCUUCCACUCUUCCCACUUCUCGAUAUGUUUCGCUACUUUCUCAUCUGCCUUCUUAUUUUUCUCUCACUUUCUAUUCUUUUCGCCUCAGCACACCUUUUCUUUCUUCCGGGAUUUUUUACUUUUCCCUUAUUUUCUCUCUUUCGAUUUUUAUUUUUACGAUUAUCUAUUCCCUAAAAUUCACAUUUUUUUUUUCUUUCAUUAAAUGCUCUUUCUUUCUUUUUUCUUUCUUUCUUUCUUUUUUCUUUCUUUCUUUCUUUCUUUCUUUCUUGUUAAUUUUCUUUUCAUUUAGUUCCCAUUAUAUUUCUUUCUUUCUUUCUUUCUUUCUUUCUUUCGUUCGUUCUUUCUUUCGUUCUUUCUUUCUUUCUUUCGUUCUUUCUUUCUUUCUUUCUUUCUUUCUUUCUUUCUUUCUUUCUUUCUUUCUUUCUUUCUUUUUCUUUCUUUCUUUCGUUCUUUCUUUCUUUCUUUCUUUCGUUCGUUCUUUCUUUCCUUCUUUCUUUCUUUCUUUCGUUCUUUCUUUCCUUCUUUCUUUCUUUCUUUCUUUCUUUCUUUCUUUCUUUCUUUCUUUCUUUCUUUCGUUCUUUCUUUCUUUCUUUCUUUCUUUCUUUCUUUCUUUCUUUCUUUCUUUCGUUCGUUCUUUCUUUCUUUCGUUCUUUCUUUCCUUCUUUCUUUCCUUCUUUCUUUCUCUCUUUCUUUUUUCCUUCUUGCGUUUCUUCUUGUUUUCUUUUUUCUUGUUAAUUUUCUUUUCAUUUAAUAGUCAUAUUUCUUUUUGUCUUUUUUUCAUUCAUUUUUACUCUUUUCUAUUCAUUCCUUCAUUCCAUUCUAUUUCUUUCUUCUUUUCUUUAUUUCUUUUUUCUUUAUUUCUUUUUUCUUUCUUUCUUUCUUUCUUUCUUUCUUUCUUUCUUUUUCAUCUAAUCGCUUUCCUCCCUUUACGCCAGAAAGAACGUAGUAAUAAUGAUAAUAGCCUUUUUAUCCCUUUUUUUUCUAAAAGAAGACAUCGACAUCAUUAUCAUCCUCAUAUUCUUCUUUUCUUUGAUGAUGAUAAUAAUGGUUUCUCUAUCAUGACCACUGCGUUCCUCUUCUACAACUGCCUUGACCACUGCCUCAGUUUACAAAAAUUCACAUCUAUCUAUCUAUCUAUCUAUCUAUCUAUCUAUCUAUCUAUCUAUCUAUCAUACUGUUCUUUCUUUCUUUUCACAUUGUUUCAUCUAUCUAUCUAUCUAUCUAUCUAUCUAUCUAUCUAUCUAUCUAUCUUGUUCUUUUCAUCUUCUCACUAUCUUCAGUUCUCUCUCUUUUUAUGUAUCUUAUUCUCUUUAUCUCUUUCUAUCUUAUUCUUUUCAUCUAUGUACCUAUCACUAUCUAUCUAUCUAUCUAUCUAUCUAUCUAUCUAUGUUUGUGCUUGUAUGUAG